Molecule: messenger RNA, 2117 nt
Organism: Mya arenaria
Lineage: Eukaryota; Metazoa; Mollusca; Bivalvia; Myida; Myidae
Product: orexin receptor type 2-like
Exons: 7
Coding region: 334-1605 (423 amino acids)
Biological process (GO): G protein-coupled receptor signaling pathway
Cellular component (GO): membrane
Molecular function (GO): neuropeptide Y receptor activity
Source: RefSeq, a predicted model, not a curated record
GUUAGAAUAUUUAUAUCGUUUUUUUAUUUUUAAUACAACGUUUUCUGUUACAAUUUUUACUAAGAAACUUUGAUAGAACUCGUGUUUGUCUCAAAACUGUUUGACAAGAAACAUAAGUCCUAUUAUAACAGAUAAUAUACUACUACGUGUUAGUUACCAGACUCAAUUUCCAAUGAUCCAUUCAACUUGCUGCAGAUUUCUCCAAUAUCAAUAAAUAUAGGUUUUACUUACUAUACGGCAAUUGAGGUCUCUAUCGUUUAUAAAACGGACAGUACCAACGGAAUUAUAUUACAUGGCAGCUACAUAUUGAGAAAUUAUUUAAAAAAAGAAAAGAUGGAUGUAGUUCUUAAAAAUGGAACGAGUUAUAAACCAUGGAAUACAAGUGUUGACCAACAUAGCGACUGUACCAAAAAUGCUACGGAAACUAAUAUAAAUCUAGUAAGCUUAUGCAGAAAUUCAAGUUUGAAGAAUUUCUUUGAAUGUGUCAUUCCAGACGCCGAAGAAUGGGUACUGAUUGCAGCUUACGUUUUAACGUUUGUAGUUGGUGUUUUGGGGAAUAUUCUCGUCUUUUUUGUACUUAGUAGAAACAAAGAGAUGAGAACAGUUACAAACGUAUUUUUGGUGAACUUGGCUGUGACCGACUUAACUGUGAUACUGAUAAUUAUGCCUUUGGCUCUGAUCGUUGACGUUACAGACACGUGGCUUUUUGGAGGAGCAAUGUGCAAAAUCAGCAUCGCUUUUGGGACAAUGUGUUUAACUGUCUCCAUCCUGACACUUUGUGCGAUCUCAUUAGAACGUUGGUACGCCAUAUGCGGGUCUCCCAAUUUCAAUAUCAACAUCCAGAAGGCCCAGAUCAUUAUUGCCGCCAUUUGGGCAAUCUCCAUAUGCGUGGCAUUGCCCGAGUUCCUGGCCUUCACUGUGGUACCUUAUCACACCGAUUCAAUCUUCAGGACAAUGUGUUAUCCAGCCCUAUGGGAGAGGAAAACGAUGAUGAUAUUCCAGAUCUUCUUGAUGGCGUCACUUUAUUUUCUGCCGAUUGUACUCAUCGCCACCGUGUACACAUACAUGUAUGUCGUGCUCUGGAGGACACGUAUCCCGGAUACAGGAAAUGUUCACAUAUGUCCAUUAAACGAAUCAAGGCAACCUAAUACGGAGUUUGGCAAUAGGUUGUCGAGACGAAGAAAGACAGUAAAAAUGCUAAUGAUGAUUGUUGUGGUGUUUGCGCUGUGUUUCCUGCCUAACCACACACUCAACAUUUUAAGAUACAUGGAACAGCUGCAGAAGCUUCCUCACCUGAGAAGCAUCGCUUUUAUCUCUCAUUGGUGCUCAUUCUUCAACAGUUGCGUUAACCCAAUUAUCUACAACUUCAUGAGCGACAAUUUCCGGAAGGAGUUCCGUGCGGUGCUCUCUCUGUGUUGCCAUUGUGGGAAAACUUCAACUCGGGAAACCAGGAUUCGUAACCAAAUAACUUGUUCCGAGACGAGGCAUUUACCGUUGAUGAAUAGGAACACUGACGAGAUCAUCAGUUUGAUUUACCCGGAAGAACCAGACUUGCAGGGCGACGAAAGUGUGAGCAUGUGUCAACAAAAAGGAAUGCCGUUAUGAGGGGAAAAUAUUGUGUGAGAUGUGAAAAGCUAAUAUGCAAAAAUUUAAAAAUGUUGAACACUAACAGAAUUGGAUGUGACGACAUACAACAUCACAGUAUUUGACCUAUUGUCAUAUACUAGCAUUAAAAUGGACUGAAAUUCUACAAAACUAUAACAAAACACGAAAUAAUUUAUUUCAUUGGUAUAAGUCGGUUCAUGGUACAAAUAUAUAGUAACCAUUUAACACAAUUGCUAUUUAACUUGGAGAAAUCUUCCCUUUAAUAGUUUAUGUUGUUAUUGUUUUCUUAUAAAAUUAUUAUACACUAAUUAGUCGAGUCAUACACUUGAUUUUUUAAAAGAAAAUGAUUAUUUCACAUACUCGUAGAAACAAUGGUUUUCUUUUCCUCUCUUUUAAUACGCAUUUUGGGAAGGGCCACAUUUUGGAAAGGGCCGUAACUGAUGUUGGAAAAACUGGUGGCCCAAUCACUUUGCAUGUCCUUUUUAUAUGAAAGAAAGCUUUUUUACAUUGCA